ACGGUGACGUUAUCGCGUCGUCGGCGCCGAGCGGGCCAGAAAAGCCGGUGCGGCGGCCUCGCGGCGUUGUGCGUGCGCGGGAAGAGCGUGUGCGUGCACGUGCGCGCGCGGAAGAUGCUGAACAUGUGGAAGGUUCGAGAGCUGGUGGACAAAGCGACCAACGUGGUGAUGAACUACUCCGACGUCGAGUCCAAGGUGAGAGAGGCCACCAACGACGACCCCUGGGGGCCGUCUGGCCAGCUGAUGGGAGAAAUCGCCAAGUCCACCUUCAUGUACGAGCAGUUCCCCGAGGUGAUGAACAUGCUGUGGAGCAGGAUGCUGAAAGACAACAAGAAGAACUGGAGGCGCGUCUACAAGGCCUUGCUGCUGCUGGCCUACCUGAUCAGGAACGGAUCGGAGCGAGUGGUGACCAGCGCGCGAGAACACAUCUACGACCUGCGAUCGCUGGAGAACUACCGCUUCACGGACGAGAACGGCAAAGACCAAGGCGUCAACGUGCGUCAGAAGGUCAAGGAGACGGUGGAGUUUGUCCAGGACGACGAGCGACUGCGAGAGGAGCGCAAGAAAGCCAAGAAGAACAAGGACAAGUAUAUCGGGGUCUCCUCGGACAGCGUGGGAGGAGCCGGCUGCAAGAACUCGUGUGAGCCGGAGCGCGGCAAAUGGGAGGAGGACUGGGACAAGAGCCGGGCGGCGUUCCCCUUCAGCGAGAAGCUCGGCGAGAUCGGCGAGAAGAUCGGCAGCACCAUCGACGACACCAUCGGCCGCUUCCGCAAGAAGGAGCGCGACGACUCGCCCGACGGGAUCAGCAGCGACAACGAGGAGGACGGGACGUCCGGGAACGGCCGACGGGAAGCCGGCGACUUCCGAGACGAGGAGGAAACGGUCGCCGCCAAGAGCGUCCGCCUCGCCGGGGCCGCCGAGACCGCCGCCGCGCGCAAACGCGGCGGCGCCCCCGCCGGCGUCAAGACUUUAGACCUGGGGGCCGCCGCCCGCUACACCGGGGACGGGAGUCCCGAAGACGACCAGGCGUCCGGCGGCAGGGGAGGGCCGGCCGACCUGCUGGUCAUGGACUCGUCAGCCCAUCGCAGCUCCGCCGCAGGUAAGGCUCGGCUCGCCGCGCCGGCGCGUCGCCGCCUUAGUGACCGUCUGUCCGUCCAAGCAGGCGCCGCAUCCGCCGACCUGCUCGCCGGCUUUGCCGACUUCUCCUCAGCGGCGGCGGCCGCGAGCCUGCCCGCCUCCAGCGCCGCGGCAGCGGCCAACGGGAGCGCAGACUUCGAUUUUUGGAGCACCUUCGCAGACCCCCCGACGACGGCGGCGUCCCCCUCGGCCGACCUGUUGGGCACCUCGCCGGCCACCUCGCCCGCCUCCGUCCUGCCUUCCGCCGAGCUGUUUGACCUGAUGGCGGGGGCGCUGAGCGCGUCGCAGAGUUUGACGUUUGCGCCCGUGGUCGCGUUUGACGCGCCCAACGUGCCGGCGUCUCGCUCCCAGCAGAGCCUGGGAGUCUUGACGUCUUGGCCGCCCGUCGGACUGGAGCCGAAGGUCGGGGUCCCGGCUCGGGGAUCUUUAGGCUCCACCUGGUCCGACCCGUCCGUCAACAUCAGCCUGGACUUCUUGUCGGCAAGCCCCAAGCCCGCAGAGUCACCGGCCGCCCUCAAGGAUGGCGCGCGGCAGCAAGGCGCGCCUCCUCCCGUCCGCACGCUGUUGAACAACUUGGGAGGCCUGGACCUCAACCCGGCGUCGCCGCCGCUCCCACUCGGACCUGCGGCCAAUCCGGGCGCGACGACGGCAACGGGCGGGCCCGCGGCCGUCAGGCCCCGCCGGGAUGACCUCGCCGGCAACGCCGGAUGCCUCUUGGGCAACUUUGGAAAUUGAAGGGGUGUGUCCGAGUGAGGCGAGCGGUGGCGGAGGGGCGCCUUGCUGCUCAGCGCGCCGCACUUGCGAUCCUCCCAACUCCCAACAAGUUUGCAUGGCGGCCUUUGGGGUGACAUUUCAGGAUGGCCCCGAAACGCACACCAACCUUUCCUGCUCACCUUUGGAACGUGUCGAAUGUUUCCAGGACCUGAAUCGCACAAUUCCCGGGAGGUGCGGGGGCGCUAAAUUCCAGGGCCUUCCUGUGACUCUUCUGGUCGGUUUGCGAGCGGCCGCCUUCUUGCCGCCGCCCGCGCUUUGACGUCUCGAGACCGAGACGAGCUCAACGAUUGAUCGAGGGCGCGAGGCGCGGGGCGGCAACCGAGACCGACCGAGGCAGAAGACUCCCACAAAGGCCUCCGCCCUUGGAAACGGGUCGCUCGGCUCGACAACCAGCGGGACCCGCCGGUGUCAAUUUGAGCAGGAAAUUUCCCGUUGCGAACGUUGCCGCCGGGCUCCUUUCGAACGGCGACUUGCGCAAAGCGUCCGCAAACAAAACGGCUGGACAGGCGUCGGCGAGUCGGCCGGGGCAAAAGAAGUUGAAAGCGUGCGGCAUCCCGGCCAGCGGCGGCAGAUCAGCCGUUGGGUGCGAAGCGCGUUUUGGAAGCCUUUGCCACAUCACGCGCGGUUUGAACGUCGGCACGGCAUCAAAAUGAAAUUCGCUGAAGUCCGCGCGCGGUUUUGCGCGUGGACUUCAGCGAAUGCGUUUGGCUGCCGAAAUGCACUUUGACACUCGGUGGCCGCUGACGCCUCGUCCGUCAUCGCACCCCCCGAGCCGAUGCGCGCGACGUUUAUGCGAGUCGCGGAGAAACCCCCCCACGCUCAGGGCCAACAUCCCUCCGGCCAUCCUCACCUUGAACGCGGGCCCCCAAGCGUUUCCCCCCCCCCUUGGCGCCCGAGGCCCCGAUGGACGAGCUCGACGUUUGCGUGCGCGGGUGAGGCAUGUGGGGGGGGGGGGGGCACGCGGCGAAGCAGGACCAAAUGUUUAUUUUGUUACUCUCACAAGGACAAUUUUCGGUGCCGUGUCUUGCUCACGUUCGGGUUUCUUUUUGGGUACAAGCCUGUUGCUUGCAAUCGUGUACUUCCUUGGACAUGCAAUUAAAUUUGGGAAACCUCA
Molecule: messenger RNA, 3025 nt
Organism: Hippocampus comes (tiger tail seahorse)
Lineage: Eukaryota; Metazoa; Chordata; Actinopteri; Syngnathiformes; Syngnathidae
Product: clathrin interactor 1-like
Exons: 11
Coding region: 115-1872 (585 amino acids)
Biological process (GO): endocytosis
Cellular component (GO): endosome; clathrin vesicle coat; plasma membrane
Molecular function (GO): clathrin binding; phospholipid binding
Source: RefSeq, a predicted model, not a curated record